UGGUCAUCCUUUUCCGUUGCCAAUUUCUUUUCUUUUCUUUUUUUUGUAGUUCGUCUCGUCACCAUGGGCUCAUGGGACUGUUACUGUGCCAUUUGUGCCGGCCCCAUAGGCAGGGCCAGAAUCGCCAAGCGAUCUCGUCGUGCCGAAACCGGUGAAGAGAACAUUCCGACACUUGAAAUGCCUGAUACACUUAUCGAGCUUCCCGCGGAGUAUGAGCGCUGGUUGGAUGAUAGCGAUCAUAGCGACGACUGGGAUGAGGAUGAGGAGGACGACCAGGAAAUGACGGACAUCGAGGAUGAAAACGAAAACGAGGUGGAACCUGAAGGGGAGGGAGGAGGAGAAGGGGAAGCCCAAGUGACGGAAGAAGGCGUGAUUACAUCUGCUGUCUCGGUGGACAACGAGGUUGAAGACCGCGGCGAGGGGGAGAAAAAGAAGGAGGAACAAAAGGAGGAAGAGGAGGACGAACAAGACGAACAAGGCGAAGAGGACGAAGACGAGGACAGAUUCGGAGACGACUUUGAUGGCUACGAUCCCGCAGUUCUUCGCCGCCGAGACAAAGCGUGGGCAACAAUGUGCCACGUCCUGGGGUUCAACUCGAAAGCACCAGGCACCAGCAAAGCCUUCGUCACUGGUCCUGGCGUCUCCCAGGAGUACGGCGGCAUCGACGUCCAGCUAGGCUCCGACCCUAAUGCCCAAGACCUCGACACAGGCGAUUUCCAUUGUUACUGGCACUGGGAAAAAGGAGACCCUGUAUUUCCUUUCCACUGGCCAUGCUACGAACUCCUCGUCCUCGUGUUGACCGGCGCUCGCGACCCUAGCGCCAUUAACAAGGAUGUCCUCUACAGCGUCAUGCGUUCCAUCUCCCCCCCGCUCGGCAGCGUUCUGGGAUUGUGUUACAGCGAGCCUGAUGCCGACCCCAAGAUCGACCCCGAGCUGGAGCAAUACUGGGAGUCCAGGCCCGGCCAGGAGCUUCUUCUCGCGUCCCCUGCUCGCUCCGAAGGACUACGCUACGUCGUCCUCGACGAUCUGAGCCGUCGUGAUUUCAACCUAUUACCUGCCACGGACCCCGGCCUGGCCCGGAAAUCCCAGGGGGAUUGUUUCGCUCGACUGCCAUGGGAGAUCGUCUACUACAUCCUUGGCUUUAUUAGUGACGACUCCCUUUUUAAGCUUCUCCAGGCAUCUCACUUUAUCCACUCUUCAUUGCACCGCGAUGCCACUUUUUGGAAAAGCCGCAUCUCGACCAAGCUGCCUUGGUUCUUCGAACUACACCACUUCCUCCAGAACGACCCUUCCGCCUCAACCAAGGACAUGAAGGGUCUGUAUCUCUGGGCCCGACACGUCACGAAGCCUCGCUUCGGCAUGACCGGCCCCUACAUGGCGAUCGCCAACCGUCGCCGCAUUUGGGGUGCGUGCCAGCAGCUUGCAGACCUCUACUGGCCCAAUCUCCCGCCCCCCUCCGCGGCGCCGCGACCCACGGAUCUUUCUAUCCGAACCCGCACCUCCAACCCUCAUAUGUCGGUGGUAUCAUGCCCGAUCGUCGGCCGCGAGGACCUCCGGAAUGCCUUCUGGCUUCUCUCCUGGGAGGAAAACCGGCACGAGAAACUGGUGGAGGCAUUCUGGGAUGCUGAUGGCUAUCUCGUUGGCAUGUCGGUUGCACCGAAAGGCUCCCCCCGACGACUGUUCGGACUCGAUGAUUCCGUCGAAGGCGUUAUUGUUGGCUCCGUCGAUCUCGACAAGUCAGUCUGGAUAGCCGGCAUAGACCUUCAUAUUCCGCCCCUGGACCUUUCGAACGUCAGUUGGGCCCGUCGUUUGAACUCCCCCGACGAUCCCUUCGUGGAGCCAUCUACCUCGCCCAAAGGCGUCACUAUUCACAUGUCGGAUGGCUUGGCAGUUUGGCUCGGCGACGUGAACAGAGAUUACUGCAUACGCCCAUUGUGGCCCGCGGAAGGACACUCCGUCGUCGGUGUCAAUGGGACGAUUGGGUCGAUCAAGGGCAAAGAGCGCAUCCUACGGCUCGGAAUUCUCCAAGCGCCCCAAAUAGGUGUAGCUUCGACGCCAGACAAAGCCGAACCCCCGCUCCAGAGGAGAUGUCUCUGGAGGGAGGACUUCUACUACCACGCGGAGGGCCUGAGAAUGGUGCCCGUCGGCGAAACAGAGACAACCAACUCGGACUUCCACCUCGACCUCCUCCCAUACCACACGUUCAGGUGGAGCCAGGAUGAGCGGGAUCUGAAGCGUCUGAAACGGCUCACGGCGCAGUUCAUCCCGGCAGGGACUGUGUCGAGGCCCGGCUCAGACUUUUCCUUCGAAAUUACGCAUGGUCUAUGUAACAUGCGAGCGGAAUACGAUGUCCUUCCUCACGAUGCUCGGCCAGUAGCGAGACACGCAGACAUCGACGGGACGCCUUUUCCCGAGACGGACCUCCGGCAUUUCAACAUUGAUGGACCGGGAGGCGAACGUGUCAUAGCGGUCUCUGCAGUGAUGUCUGACCGGGUCGUGAUGGGUCUCAGUCUUGAGACCAACUUUGGCCGGAAGGUUAUGUGGCAGACCGAAGAGGAUGUGGGGAGCGAUUGGCAACGAGUUACACAUGGCGAGGGCGAGUACAUCGCGGGCCUGGCUCUCUGUUUUGGGAAGGUAUGCGGGUAUGAUCUGGAGCCCAAGAAAAGCUACAAGAACACGGAGCUGAGUGCUGUGGCGGUGCUGAUGCUACCAUGCCAUAGCGGUACUGGAACCGCCCAGUUUCGAGAAAGCAGCGUCGGGGGCUCCCCUUAGCCCUUAAACCCGUCAGAUGGGGCUCGGUGGGUUGGGUUACUGGCCGUUGGCAGAAGCCCCCUACCAGGAGCAGCCGGCAGACGACGCCGGCGGCGGAAAUCAACCAGCAGAAGCUGCGUGUAAGGCUCUCCUGCUGAUGAUUUCGACCUUUGCGCCUGUUAGCAAUGGAGUAUUUCCGGCAUUUUGUGUAUAUUUUUCCUGUUCUCCGAGUUUGCAUCUUUCAUAAUAUGCGAGCU
Molecule: messenger RNA, 3008 nt
Organism: Sodiomyces alkalinus F11
Lineage: Eukaryota; Fungi; Ascomycota; Sordariomycetes; Glomerellales; Plectosphaerellaceae
Exons: 6
Coding region: 64-2772 (902 amino acids)
Molecular function (GO): protein binding
Source: RefSeq, a predicted model, not a curated record